AUGGUAUUCAAAAUUAUUCAAUUGGUAAUUCCGGUUCAAACAUUGAACAAAAAGAGCUCGCCUUCUACUUCUGGUGGUAAGAGAAAUUCACCAUCUAUUUCUGAUGCUCCAAGGAAUCCACCUUCUUCUUCUUCUGAUGCUCAAAGGCAUUCACCAUUUACUUUAGAUGCUCAAAGGAAUUCACCUUCUACUUUUGAUGCUCAAAGGAGUUCACCUUCUACUUCUGAUGCUGAAAGGUCUUCUACUUCUGAGAAAUCGGAUUCUCAUGAUUAUAUAUUUCCUGUAUCCUGCCAAUGGGUGAAAACUGCAAAAAGAGGCCGAAAGAGCUCAUCGACAUCAACAUCAUCUAUCGAGAAACAAAAGGAACCAGUGUUCGGUGAGAAAGAAUUAGUGGAAACCCUAAUGCAUCUAUGUGCUUUGUCUAAUAGCUAUUUUAUUGAUUUAGCAAACUCAAAGAAGAAAGAAAAAAGCACAAGGCUUCCAGUCAAUAAGAAGCGUAAAUUGCAAGAUAUCGUCUCUACAGAAGAUGGGUUGAAGAAAGCGAGAAUUGAGAAGGAAUCUGAGGAGAAUUACAGGGGUGAAAUCAUGUUAGAUACUGUGAAGAAGACAUAUUCAGAAGCAAGUCACCAGCAGAUGACAACAUUGUCUUCUGCUUCUGAGACAUUCAAUUGUGCUUUUUGUGGCAAACCCUUCAACUGUUAUCAAGCUUUGGGUGGUCAUAAAUCAAGCUGCAAGAGCAAUCCCUUGAAAAAAGAAGUAGUCAAAUCUGAAGUGCAAGUUUCAAACGCAACUUCAAAGAUCCAUCGAUGCAAAAUAUGCAGUAAGGAGUUUCUAACAGGUCAGGCACUGGGGGGGGGGGGGGGGGGGGGGGGGCAUCAAAAGAGUCAUAAGACAGGAGAAGUUGAACCUAGUGGGUCAUCAGUCUCAGUCUCACCACCACCAAAGGAAAUCAAGGAGGCUUUACAUUUAAUUCAGUCAUCAACAUCAUUUGUUCAAGAAGAGCAAGCCGAUGUACCCGUACCGAAUAAGAAGAUUAUGAUGUUUGACCUCAAUGAAGAUCUACCGGAGGAGGAUGAAGAUGAAAUGAGUUAA
Papaver somniferum (opium poppy) is the source of this 1092-nucleotide messenger RNA. RefSeq lists its product as uncharacterized. The coding region runs from base 1 to 1092 and encodes 363 amino acids. Lineage: Eukaryota; Viridiplantae; Streptophyta; Magnoliopsida; Ranunculales; Papaveraceae. The record is from RefSeq and is a predicted model, not a curated record. The transcript has a single exon. Gene Ontology annotation, molecular function: DNA-binding transcription factor activity.